Molecule: messenger RNA, 783 nt
Organism: Mycena citricolor
Lineage: Eukaryota; Fungi; Basidiomycota; Agaricomycetes; Agaricales; Mycenaceae
Source: the annotation of a GenBank genome assembly
CAACACCAAAUCUCUCUACGUCGCCGCAUCCACCUCACAUCCCUCUGCUCACCCACUCGCCUGCUAUCGUAGUAACCAUGACCGAUCUCUGCCCCGUCUAUGCUCCCUUUUUCAGCGCCAUGGGCUGCACGAGCGCCAUUGUCUUCACCUGUAUAGGAGCUAGUUAUGGGACUGCCAAGUCCGGUGUUGGUAUUGCAGCAAUGUCGAUACUGCGGCCCGACCAGAUGAUGAAGUGUGUCGUCCCCGUUAUUAUGGCUGGUAUCAUUGCUAUCUACGGCCUGGUCGUCUCGGUGCUCAUCUCCACCAACCUUGCCCCAACUAUGCCUCUGGCCCAAGGUUUCGUGCAACUCGGUGCUGGUCUGUCUGUCGGUCUUGCCGGUCUUGCUGCGGGCUUUGCUAUUGGCAUUGUGGGAGACGCCGGUGUCCGUGGCACUGCGCAGCAACCGCGGUUGUUUGUUGGAAUGAUUCUCAUUCUCAUUUUCGCUGAGGUCUUGGGACUGUAUGGUCUUAUCGUUGCCCUGAUCAUGAACACCAAGGCCGCGGCCAUGUCGACUGUCUGCUAAGUGCUGACAUCGAUGGAACAAGCGAGCAGAGUUGUGUACAUUCACCAAGUGUCCUUGCACUCUGCUUCCCGUAUUGAUACAUAAGCCUUAUUGCACGUACAUGCUCGCAUUCGGACCCGCGAACCAGCAUAACAACAUGGUUUCUCUCACUUUCCUUCUUUCCAUACCUUGUCGAUGUCCUAAUACCGAAUGCAAGGCGUUUACGCAAUACUGCCUGCCA